UGGAGGCACCUUCCGGGUCUCUUAACUCUGGUGUCUGUGUCCAAGCUGCCGUGAAGUGAAUAAACACCGAGGCGGUCUAUUUGUCCCCAUCAGAAUCCCGAAUCCCAGCCCUGCUACUUCGGUUCCCUUGGCUGCGUACGGAAGCCGAGGCUGGGCGGGGCCUCGGGCUUGGGAGCCCUUCUUGUGGACGACGAGAGCUGAGGCCGGGCGCGGGGACCAGGCGGCGGCUGCUCGGGGCUGGGAGGCCCCAUGGCGCCGCCCCCGGCCCCGCUCCUGGUGCUGAGACCGGGGGAGACCGGGCCUGGUUGCAAGAAGCCCUUGGCCGUGAGGUUCGCGGACGUGGCCGUGUACUUCUCUCCGGAGGAGUGGGGGUGUCUGCGGCCCGCGCAGAGGGCCCUGUACCGGGACGUGAUGCGGGAGACCUACGGCCACCUGGGCGCGCUCGGAUUCCCAGGCCCCAAACCAGCCCUCAUCUCUUGGAUGGAACAGGAGAGUGAGGCUUGGAGCCCCGCCGCCCAGGAUCCUGAGGAGGGGGAAAGCCUGGGAGGAGCUCUGAGAGGAGCUACCCCCAACAAAAAGGAAGAGGAACCUGAAGCAGGACUAGGAGCCAAAGCACCGAGAAAGGCUCCUGGGAAGGAGAGGCCUGAGGAGCUGGUUAAACACAACCCUGGCACGACCGUCAGCAAAACCUCAGCCAGAGCACAGCCACCCAGACAAGCUGUCUGGGACCAGGGUGCAGGUGAUCAGCCCCCGGCCCCUGUAUCCAGCGCGGAUGCUCAGGCCAGCCAGCGGCGCCACGUGUGUGCAGACUGCGGCCGGCGCUUCACCUACCCCUCGCUGCUGGUCAGCCACCGGCGCAUGCACUCGGGUGAACGGCCGUUCCCCUGCCCCGAGUGUGGCAUGCGCUUCAAGAGGAAGUUCGCCGUGGAAGCUCACCAGUGGAUCCACCGCUCCUGCUCUGGGGGGCGGCGGGGCCGGAGGCCUGGGAUCCGGGCUGUGCCUCGGGCCCCGGUCCGAGGUGACCGGGACCCUCCGGUGCUAUUCCGGCACUACCCAGACAUCUUUGAGGAAUAUGAGCGCGGACGCCGAAGCAGCUGCGGCCAUCUUAACUAUGGGCAAGAGGCCCUUAGGGGUCCCACUACAAGCUACUUCCGGUCGCCUGGGCCUGGAGGGAGCCACCCCCACCCUGCACCGGAGGCCCAGUCGCUAGAGUCCACUCCCGGCUCCCGAUCUGGGCGCCCAGAGGUGUCGGUGAAGACCCGGCGGGAAGAAGUGCGGGAAGCGUGCGGUCACCCAGCGAUGGGCCAGCCACGAAACCUAACGUCUGAAAUCACUGCGCGGAGCGGGCCGGAGUCGGGGCUGGAGGUCGCUGCUCCAAGUCUGGGCGGGGCCGCGGCGAGGCCUCCAGCGCGGCGGGCGCGGGGACCCGCCGGGGAAGCCCGGCCGCCGCGCCUCCGAGGCCCGGCGCCGCGCUGGAGAACGCCUCCACCCCUGCCCGGGCCGGUGGCGGCGGCUUCCCGGGCGCCUGUAGCCGCCGCGGCCAUGUUGGCUGAGGGCUCGAAGACAAAGCCACCUAGAGACAGCAGGGUGGCGUCAUCCGGGCACGAUGGCGCGGGAGCGAAAUGCGGGUGGCGCCGGCCCGCCGCCCGGAGGGCAUUUACGAUGGCGCCGCCCCCGGCCCCGCUCCCAGCGCGGGAACCUAACGGGGUCAGGCCCCAGGGGGGGACAUCCGAGCCCGUGAGCUUCGCGGACGUGGCCGUGUACUUCUCCCCGGAGGAGUGGGGGUAUCUGCGGCCCGCGCAGAGGGCCCUGUACCGGGACGUGAUGCGGGAGACCUAUGGCCACCUGGGCGCGCUCGGCUUCCGAGGCACCAAGCCAGCCCUCAUCUCCUGGGUGGAAGAAGAGGCAGAACUGUGGGGUCCAGAUGCCGGGCCUCCUGAGAUGGGAGAGUGUCUUACCGAAGCAGACACAGCAGUUUCCGGAAAUCAGGCAGAAAAAGGACAAAGAGGAGGGAGGCAAGCACUGGGGAAGAUUCCUUCUGUGGACACUCAGCUUCCCGGGCUGACGGCUCUCAAACCCCUCUCUGCUGGCUUUCCUUAUGGUUGGCAGCAGCCACCGAAGGUGCCUCGCCGGGGUCGCCCGCCACUCUCUGCCCACCCCCCGGUCCCCAGAGCCGACCGGCGGCAUGGCUGCUACGUGUGCGGGAAGAGUUUCGCCUGGCGCUCCACCCUGGUGGAGCAUCUCUACACCCACACGGGCGAGAAGCCCUUCAGCUGUCCGGACUGUGGCAAGGGCUUCAGCCAGGCGUCCUCUCUGAGCAAGCACCGGGCCAUCCACCGUGGGGAACGGCCCCACCGCUGCCCGGACUGCGGCCGGGCCUUCACGCAGCGCUCGGCACUCACCACCCACCUCCGGGUCCACACGGGCGAGAAGCCCUACCGCUGCGCCGACUGCGGCCGCUGCUUCAGCCAGAGCUCCGCCCUCUACCAGCACCAGCGGGUUCACAGCGGGGAGACCCCCUUCCCCUGCCCGCACUGUGGCCGCGCCUUCGCCCAUGCCUCCGACCUCCGGCGCCACGUGCGCACCCACACCGGCGAGAAGCCCUACCCGUGCCCAGACUGCGGGCGCUGCUUCCGGCAGAGCUCGGAGAUGGCCGCCCACCGGCGCACCCACAGCGGCGAGCGCCCCUACGCCUGUCCUCAGUGUGGCAGGUGCUUUGGCCAGAAACCAGUACUUUUCAAACACCAGCGCAUCCACACGGGUGAAAAACCCUAUAAAUGUGAGGUCUGUAGCAAGGCCUUCUCCCAGAGCUCUGACCUCAUCAAACACCAGCGCACCCACACGGGCGAGCGGCCCUACAAGUGUCCCCGUUGCGGCAAGGCCUUCGCUGACAGCUCUUACCUGCUUCGCCACCAGCGCACCCACUCUGGUCAGAAGCCCUACAAGUGCCCACACUGCGGCAAGGCCUUCGGCGACAGCUCCUACCUCCUGCGGCACCAGCGCACUCACAGCCACGAGCGGCCCUACAGCUGCCCCGAGUGUGGCAAGUGCUACAGCCAGAACUCCUCCCUGCGUAGUCACCAGAGGGUGCACACUGGGCAGAGGCCCUUCAGCUGUGGCAUCUGCGGCAAGAGCUUCUCCCAGCGCUCGGCACUUAUCCCCCAUGCCCGCAGCCAUGCUCGCGAGAAGCCCUUUAACUGUCCCGACUGCGGCAAGACCUUCAAUCGCUCCUCCACGCUGAUUCAACACCAGCGCUCGCACACAGGCGAGCGGCCCUACAGGUGCGCCGUGUGUGGCAAGGGCUUCUGCCGCUCCUCCACGCUGCUGCAGCAUCACCGGGUCCACAGUGGGGAGCGGCCCUACAAGUGCGAUGACUGUGGGAAAGCCUUCUCUCAGAGCUCCGACCUCAUCCGCCACCAGCGGACCCACGCAGCCGGCCGGCGCUGACCCGGGGCCCCGUCGGGGUUGGGGAGCUGGUAGGCAGAAAAGAAGGGGACAGGGAGCUAGAGCAACUUUGCGAGAGAAUAGUGGAGACUGGAGGAGAAAGAUUCUAGGAGGUGAGGGGGCCAGGGUGGAGGAAGUGACAUGCCCUGGAGAGUUGUGGUAAAUGGGCUAUGAAGAGGGGUUGGAGGGAGGCCAAGCUGGCAGCCGGAGGCUCUGGGAGAGAUCGAGAAAGAGGUCAGUGGAGAGCUGGCCUCAGCAGCAGCAUGCCCCUUGGUGGAAGCCUGGCUUGGCA
Molecule: messenger RNA, 3736 nt
Organism: Budorcas taxicolor (takin)
Lineage: Eukaryota; Metazoa; Chordata; Mammalia; Artiodactyla; Bovidae
Gene: ZNF764
Product: zinc finger protein 764
Exons: 12
Coding region: 250-3447 (1065 amino acids)
Biological process (GO): regulation of transcription by RNA polymerase II
Cellular component (GO): nucleus
Molecular function (GO): RNA polymerase II cis-regulatory region sequence-specific DNA binding; DNA-binding transcription activator activity, RNA polymerase II-specific
Source: RefSeq, a predicted model, not a curated record